CUCCCCGCACUUCUUCCUGAUUGAUGACCAUUACCAGCCUCGUCAGCACUUCUCCACUCUGUCCUCGACGGUGACGUGCUGAUGUCGUCCUCUUCUGGCUUAUCAGCGCUGCAGCGUCGGCAGAUCGCUGAACUCCAGCUGCUGCGGUCCUCUGUCUCGCCAGAGGAGUUCCACUGGAGAGGCACGAGCCAGGAGAUCGAUCAGUGGGACCAGGCCUUGGCCUCCAGCAGUGAUGGCGAUGUCGAAGAUGGCGGUACAGGCGACGAAGAUGGCUCGGCGUCUUCUACCUCGAUACCUCCCUUUUCUGCUGCCAUCAGUCUGAGAGACGAGCAGCCUGCGCUAUGGCUCGACAUCGAUUUGCCUACAUCACGGCAGCACGACACUCAAGUCGCCGUGCGGGUGCAGGAGGAGGAUCGCAGCAGAGUAAAGGACUUUCAGCUGUCCAGGCUCAGAGACGAGAUGGCGAGGAAACAGAUAGAGUCAAAGGAAGAAGAAUAUCCACUCUUCGACCUCUACACCUCACUGCAGGAUCACCUCCUCUCCAAUCCCCUCGACUACCUACCUAAGCCAGAAGAUAAGGACAAGUCGACCGCUCCCGCCUCUUCGGAGUCUCAAGACUCCGCACCACCUCCACCCUCCCCCGUCACCCUCUCGCGCCUGAUCAUCUGGUCACACCAUCUCCUCUCCCAAAUCAAGCGCCGUCAACUCUCCUCGUGGUGCACUUCCCUCUCCGUCUGGGGUCUUCUCAAGACUGGCUAUCCCGGCUACCUGUGCUUUGAGGGUCUACAGGAAGACGUCAAGGAGAUCGAGACGAACAUAAAGGGGAUGCAGUGGGCUGCGAUCCUCGUUAGGGAUGAGGAGAGCUGGGUCUACCAGGGAGAGGGGGGAGAGGAAGGAGCGCUGCUCGCUUGUCCGCUCGCAAAGCAAUUCACUGGCUACCAGGCAGCUGUCCAGGCCAAGGGCAAAGGCGAAAAGGUCAGGACUACGUGCGAGGAGAUUGAGACGAUGAAGGAGAUUGUAGACAGAUUACGAUCGGCUGGUCUUCCAGAAGACGAAGUCGUAGAUGCACUAGGGCUACGGACGAAGCAGCACUAGGAGGCAGGAGAUUCACAAAACCACUACCUCGUCUUGC
This is a messenger RNA of Microstroma glucosiphilum, 1132 nucleotides long. RefSeq lists its product as hypothetical. The transcript has 3 exons. Bases 82 to 1095 code for a protein of 337 amino acids. NCBI's taxonomy places the organism in Eukaryota, Fungi, Basidiomycota, Exobasidiomycetes, Microstromatales, Microstromataceae. The record is from RefSeq and is a predicted model, not a curated record.